UUUCCUUCAGCGGUUCCCAGCGGUGUGGUUUCCUUGCUGCUGUGUCCCUUUGCCGGGUCGCUGCGCUGUGGGAACCACCACUUGAGGCUUCGUUUGGCUGUUGGCUGGGCUUUCUGCUUUUGGCCUUUGGCUCGGAGGGGCUCGGAAAGUACCUCUGUAGGGAAAAUAAGUUAAAUACAGCGGUGUGGUUUCCUUGCUGCUGUGUCCCUUUGCCGGAUUGCUGCACUGUGGGAACCACCGCUUCGUUUGGCUGUUGGCUGGGCUUUCUGCCUUUGGCCUUUGGCUUGGAGGGACUUGGAAAGUACCUGUGCUCGGGGAAUCGGGAUAGAUACUAACAUUGACGGCCCAUCCUUGCCAGGGAAAAUAAGGAAAGAGAUGGAUAGAGGUGGAGAAGACAUUCCUUCGAAAAAAGAAAAGACGAUGUGCAAGUAUCUUGAGAGAUGGGACAGCGAAUUUAGCUUCUUGAAGAAAAGCAGACUGGGCCACCAUUACGCAUUCUGCACAAUUUGCAGUUGCGAUUUUAGUGUCUCCCACGGGGGAAGGAACGAUGUCACUCAGCAUACAAAAGCAGCCAAACACAAGCGCGGGGUAGAGGCACAGAAACAUGCCCCGACGAUGUCCACAUGUGUGACUAGGAAUACCGAAGAGGCUGACCAGGUCAUAAAUGCAGAGGUUAAAAUGGCCAUGCUGUGUGCCAAAAACAACGUUCCUUUCACCUUCUGCGACGACUACAACAAGUGUGUAGCUGAGAUGUUCCCGGACUCUGCCAUUGCACGAAAAUAUUCUGCGGGGAGAACCAAAACUGCGCAAAUCAUAAAAGGUGUCAUAGCAGCAGCACUAGAUGACGAGUUGCCCAAAGCAUGCCAAUCUCAGCCCUUUUCAUUGAUGUGUGACGAAUCGAACAACAGAAAAGCAGGCAAAGAAUUCGUCACCAUGGCUAGACUCUACGAUGAGGCCAACCUGCAGGUUGCUACCAGAUUUUUGGAGAUGCCCAUAUGCAACGUUGGAAAUGCAGAAAAUCUUUAUGAAAAGCUGAAUGAAGCAUUAAGAAAAAGAGGCAUUCCAUGGGAGAACGUGAUAGCCUUUAACUCUGAUAAUGUGAGUGUCAUGAAAGGCAAACACGACUCUGUUAUCAGCAGACUGAAGACGAGUCAGCCCCACAUUCAGGAUCUUGGCUGCAUCUGCCACCUAGUACAGCUGGCCACUGGUUGUGCCAUCAGAGCAGCACAGGUACCUGUUGAAGACAUCCUGGUCAGAAUAUACACCCACUUUGAUAAAAGUGCAAAAAGAUGUGAAAUCUCCAAGGAUUUUGUAGAUUUUACUGAUUCAUACCACCUGGAGCUGCUCAGGGACUGCAGCACCCGAUGGCUGAGUCUGUUAACCUGCAUCCAGAGAGUGUUGAACCAAUGGGAUGCACUAAAGGCCUACUUUGACAGCCUUGAGGAAGUGGAGAAGUGUGCCAAACUACGUGAUCUAGCUGGCCAUCUGGGUGAUCCGGUCAUGAAGAUCUACUUCUUUUUCCUGGCUGCUGCCCUUAAGCCUUUUUCUGAAUUUAAUAUUGCCUUCCAGUCCAAGGAAGUGCAAAUUCACAGGCUUGAAGAGGAGAUGUGCAGGCUGAUCAAGAAGAUCCUGGGCUUCCUCAUACCAGCCAGGGCCAUCGUGGGUGUACCUCUCAGGGAGGUGAAGUAUGGAGAAGGACAUCAGUUGCCUGAUGAAGACCUCUUUAUUGGAGCAAACACAAAGGCGUUCAUGAGAAGCACAGAGCUUCCUAUGACCGCCGAGAAGAAAAUCUUCCAAACUGUGAGAAGAUUCUACGAAGCAGCGCUUCAGAAGAUGUUCUCCUCCUUUCCCCUCGACAAUCCACUCCCGAGGGACUUGAAAGUGCUGGACCCUGCUGCUCGCAUUGAUGUUACUCCAGGGGCAGGCAACACAAUGGCAUCGAAGGCACCUCCAGGAUCCUCCCUCCUUUGGGGUAGAGCAGAAAGAACAGCUGUGCAGCCAUCUCAGUGUCGGGUAUCCUUUGAGGAGGUGGUCUUGUCUUUCACGAAAGGGGAGUGGGAUCUCCUGGAUCUGGGCCAAAGAGCUCUCUACAAGGAGGUCAUGCUGGAGAAUUACAAGGCUUUGAUCUCUUUGGUUUCCUUGAAAGGAUUUCCCAAACCAGACCUCAUCUCCCGGCUGGAAAGAGGAGAGGAUCCAUUUCUCUGGGACUCCAAGGAAGAGGAGAUGUCGGCAGCAGCAGGUGAAGGGGAAGAAUAUGAAAUUUAUAAGGAGCCAUCUCUGCUGUCUUUGGAAAGAGUCGAGCAGGAAGCGGGGAAAGAGGUGUUUGCAAAGCGAAGGAGACCUAAAAUGCUGGAUGGAAACAACUCCAGGGAUGAGAGGACUGAAUCCUCUGCUUCUCCGGGCGAGGAAAUCCUGAGCUUGCAUGUCUUUCACAAGGGAAAGAGAAGGAAAAGGUAUUCAUUGGGUGGGAAGACUUUGACAGAGGAACCGGGCUUGAGUCACCAACACACUGCCCACCCAGAGGAGAAACCGUACAAAUGCCUGGAGUGCGGAAAGAGUGAGGCCACAACGUGAAAGAGUGCAGAAAGAGUGAAGCCACAACGUGAGGCUUAUUGCUCAUCAGAGAACCCACACAGGGGAGAAGCAGUACGAAUGUCUACAGUGCGAGAAAAGCUUCACUUACAGGGGGAGCCUUAUUUUCCAUCAGAGAAGCCACUCCCCGGAGAAGCCAAAGGGGUGCCUGCAGCCUGGGAAGAACCUCAAGGAGAGUUCAAGCGGUUCUUCACAUCAAAGAGGCCACACAGGAAAACUCUGGAUAUACGGUCCCUUGCUUACAAACCCAGCGCCGGAACCCUGUUCAUCUGGCCUGGAGACCGAUAUUAAUGGGAAAUUCUUUGUUUUAUUUAAAAGAUGAGCAGUUGGACUCUUGGGCAAAUGCUAUUCAAUCCCAUCACUUUGUUUCCUUUUGCAUUUGUGAGCUACAAAAUUUGCCUCUUGCCGUCAUCCUGUUUUGUUAACGUCAAAUGUUUGGGGCAAGGCUGUGGCUCGGCAGUAUAUUCUAGUAGGUCAAGUUGCACCUUGAACCUCUUGGGUGGUGCUAAGGCCAUCUUCAACCGUACAUUUUGAAGCACUUCGAACAGCCAUGGUUUCCCGCAAAGAAUUCUGGGAGCUACAGUUUGUCAUGGAUGCGGUGAAGAAGAAGAAGAAGAAUCUACCCAUCCAACUGAGUUUUCACAGCCUCUCUGUGGAUUUUAAAAGGAUUUUAAAAGUUUAAUUUUAAAAGGACAAUUAAAAAAUCUAAUAUUAAAAACUUUCCGAUACAGGGCUGCCUUCAGAUAUCUUCUAAACAUCAGAUAGUUAUUUAUUUCCUUAACAUCCGAUGGGAGGGCGUACCACAGGGAGGGUGCCACUACCAAGAAGGCCCUCUGCCUGGUUCCCUGUAACCUCACUUCUCACAGGGAGGGAACUGCCAGAAGACCCUUGGAGUUGGACCUCAGUGUCCGGGCUGAAUGGUGGGAAUGGAGACGCUCCUUCAGGGAUACUGGGCCGAGGCCGUUUAGGGCUUUAAAGGCUAGCACCAACACUUUGAAUUGUGCUCAGAAACAUACUGGGAGCUAAUAUAGGUAUUUUAAGACCAGUGUUAUAUGGUCUCAGCGGUUGCUCCCAAUCACCAGGCUAGCUGCCACACUCUGGAUUAGUUGUAGUUUCCGAGUUACCUUCAAAGGUAGCCCCACGUAGAGCAUUGUUAGGAGAUGCCCCUAUUCCCCUAGUAGAGCUACGUUUCCCAGAGUGGCUUAAAAGGCUAUCCCUCCUGCUAGGGAACUCUAGAAUUUGUAGCUCUGUGAUACUCCCACAAUUCUUUGGAGGAAGCCAUGACUGUUUUAAAGUGGUAUCACAGUGAUUUAAAUGCAGUGGCUUUAGUAUUGCUCGGGGAAGGCUGGUAUGUUGAAGGGAGCUGAAAGCAGUUUCCCACCCCCAAUGGAACAACUGGGAAUUUUUUGGAAAGCUCUGCAGAUGGGGCGGAGGUUUGGUUUUUAUGUCAGUGUUUGUGAUUAAUGUAAGACAAUCCAUUGCGUUGGAGAGAUUAUUUCUGUGCAUCCUAUAAGCUCCAUGCUUUCAAUCUCUUUCUGGAUUUUGCAUCAUUUUAGAGCUUGAAUU
This is a messenger RNA of Zootoca vivipara (common lizard), 4158 nucleotides long. The record is from RefSeq and is a predicted model, not a curated record. NCBI's taxonomy places the organism in Eukaryota, Metazoa, Chordata, Lepidosauria, Squamata, Lacertidae.